GCCUCAUGGCCAUGGGAACCUGACGGAAACAAACCGCGGCUCCUUCCCCAUUGGCACGCAGCUACAGUACAGCUGUGAUCCAGGAUACACGCUGGAUGGCUACAGCAUCAUCACAUGUACCGUCUCAGGCCACUGGUCCUCUGACCCACCUCGCUGCAUCAAAAAUGAUGUUUGUCAACCACCGAGUGAGCCAGAGAACGGAGGAUAUAACUGCCACCCCUCGCCGUGCCACAGACUGGCCCAGGGUACCGUGAUCGAGUUCUUCUGUGAUGAGGGUUACAUUCUGAAAGGAGGGUACCAUUUCCGGACUUGUGACAACGGAGAGUGGAAGUUGCCCAUGCAGAUCAGUUGUCACUCUGUGCAAGGGGAGGAGCAAUCCCCGCUGCCCAUGUCAGCUCUGUCUAUCGUGGCCUCCACUGCCAGCACUGUGGCCUUCAUCCUGCUGUUGGUGGUGCUGUUUGUUUUGCUUCAGCCCAAACUCAAGUCCUUCCACCACAGCCGCAGCCGGGAGCAGGGUGUGUCAGGACAGCCUACCUCCAUCAUGGUGGAGGGCGUUCAGGUCUCACUGCCCUCCUACGAAGAGGCAGUGUAUGGCGCAGGCGGCAGUUCUGUGCCCCCUCCUGAGUCCCGGGUUCAGAUCGUGCUGUCGGAGGGCCCUCAGGCCGAGGGUUUGAACGAACCUCUCGAACAGGCUCAGGCGAGUUACAGUUUUCCCUCCACCUCCACUGCUGUGUCUUCAUGUCACGCAGAGACUGUAUUGGUACACCAGGUGCCCUCUUCCUCCUCUCCGUCCUCCUCAUCCUCUCCCUCCUGGGCUGCUGAGCAGCCUGGUGCCGCUGCACCUCUCCACCGCAGGCAGAGCAGCGAGAGCAACGAUCAGCACAGCUUGCUUUCAGUCACCUCUGCCGAAGAUUAUGGUGAUGAGCGUGAGCCCUCACAUGUCACGCGCUUAUGUGAAGUACAGACUGAACGG
Molecule: messenger RNA, 973 nt
Organism: Sinocyclocheilus anshuiensis
Lineage: Eukaryota; Metazoa; Chordata; Actinopteri; Cypriniformes; Cyprinidae
Product: sushi domain-containing protein 6-like
Exons: 5
Biological process (GO): DNA damage response
Source: RefSeq, a predicted model, not a curated record